UCAGUGAAUGAAAUCGAAAACGAAACUGGUAUUGAACGCGCAUUGUUUUGAAUAAUUAAAAAGCUAUAUAUAUUUCUUUUUUUAUUUAGUAUAAAAGUAUUGAAAAUGUCAACUGAACCUGAAGAUAUUCGUUUUAAUUACAUUCAAACAGUUUCUCAGCAAAUAUUAAACUAUGCUUUAAAGUGUUGGAAAGACAUUAUAUGGAAUGAAGACAUUCAAGCUAUUAUUAAAGACUAUUUGGAGGGAUCAGAAAUUCUAACUCUUUUUAUAUACUUGGAUCAAGACAAUUCUCUUAAAAUAACACUAAAAUUACCUCAAAAAUCACCCAUACCGGCAAAAAUAUGCUUCUUCUUAAAACGCAAUGUCAUUGUUUCUGAUACAGAUUACAAACGAGAGUUGUCAUUCGGUUGCAUUUAUGAUUAUCCUUUGCAAGAGUAUCAAUAUAUUUUCUCAAGAGUGCUUUCACCAAUAUUCUGUAAUGCAGUCAAUAAUGAAAAGUGGCCAGCUGAAACGUUUCAAGACAUGUAUGAACAUUUUGAAGAUUUUCAGAUGACAUUAUCAUAUCAUAUUGGUAUCUGUCAGGAGAGGACUAUUCUUUUAAUACCUGAAACCGCCAAAAUGAUAGAUUCCUACAACAUUGAUGAACUUUCUGAGCGCUCCACUUAUGAUUUGCAACUUCAAAAAACCCUGAUUUCUAUAACUGAAAUGUUAUCAAGCUGGUUUCUAAUUGUUCGACAAGUACUGGAGACUACAUCUGAAAGUGUUCUGAAGAAAAUAGAUCAAGGUCCUUUAACAGAAAUAUAUUUUUGGAAUGAAAGGGGGAAAAAUUUGGAAUUCAUAUUCUCUCAACUGAAUAAACCAAUUGUUAAAAAAAUGGUUCUUGCUCUUGAGAAAACAAAAAGUUGUCACUAUCCGAAGUUUAAGAUUCUUCUUCGUGAAGUGGCAGAAGGGUUAGAUGAAGCUAAAGAUAUCUCUGAAAGUUUUGAUCAUGUAACAGCAAAAGUAAAUGAGCUUGAAGAAAGCUCACUUCAAGAAUUAAAGUCUCUUUUACCUGAAACAAUGAAAUCAAUUACAUCAUCCUGGAUUGGUUCAAAAUAUUAUAACAGAGUUCCAAGCCGUGUUACAGUUUUAUUGAAAAAGUGCUGUAUUUUUAUCUCUGACAAAAUAAAUACAUUUUUGGAUGCCAAAACUCUUUUUAAAAUUGAUCGUCAGGAAGCUAAAGGAAAUCUCAAAUUAUCAAUUGAUGUGACUAAUGUUUUCCUGGAAGCUUAUGAGGAAUGCCGUGAAAAAUUUCGGGAUAUUUAUGAAAAUGAAUUGUACCCAUGGGAUUUUCCUGAUGAAAGAGUAUUUUCUCAAUUCAAAUUGUUUUUACUAAGAUUAGAUAAUAUUCAUGAUAUACUUCUCUCUGCAGAUGUUUAUUUUAACAUACCUCAUUACAAACUUGCAAGCAUUCAUCAUAAAACAUAUGACAGAAGGUUACUUGAACUAUACUCUGCAUUCUGUUCAUCAUAUGCAGUGUUUGAAAACUGUUCUUACAAUCCAUUGGAUAUUCAGUCUAUGGAUUUUACUAAAGAUUUUGAGCACUUUACUGGAAUAGUUCUUGAGCUAGAUCACAAGUUAGGCAUAAUCAUUGGUCAAGCAUGUCUUGAUUGUAUUCCCCCCGAAGAUGGAUUUAAGUUGAUAGAUUUGUUGCAAGGAUUAAUGAAACGUCCUGUUGUAGAAAUGGAAUUCAAAAAGUUGAUACCUUCUCACAUGGAGAAUAUUUAUGAAGAUUUAAUUGCUGCUCAGAAAAGCUACAGUGGUUUAGAAAGUAAAUUUAAUGAAUCAAGUGAGGUGUUUGUGUAUAAAAAUCUUCCAAAAAUUUCUGGUAUUCUGCAGUGGAGUAAUGAUCUAUUUAGUAAAAUAACUUUGUCUGUUCAAAUGCUGGAAAAGAAACAGGAAUAUUUUCCUACACCUGAAAUGUAUGACUUUGUUAUUAAGGCUUAUCUUGAACUACAGGAUCUACUUGAAGGACUUCGUCAAAAAGUAAUUUCUCAUUGGGAAGAGACCUUAAAUAUUUUGAAGGUGAAACUAAAUGAUGUUGUUUUUGUGAAAGAUGAUGCAGAUGUUACUCGUUUAAACUUUAAACCUGAGAUACAUGAAAUGACCAAAGAGAUAGAAUUUCUGAAACACAUUGAAAAAGCUAAUUUAAUGCCAGAUCACGAGUUUGAUUGGGUGACUAAAGAAUUUAAAUUGUCUCAAUCACUGUUAGCCAACUGUAUCUCAUGGUAUACUGAUUUGAAUGAAAAUUUACUUGAACAAGAGAAACAGUUAGUAAUUCAACAAUGGAGUGAAAUAAAAUCAUUUAUUGAAGAAGGUCUUUCUAUAAAUUGGACAAGAGUAGACAUUUUGAAAUUUGCUGAAAAUAUGUAUAAUGUAACUAAAAAAGUGUUUGAAAAUGUUCAUCUGUCUAAACUAAAUAUUAGUGAAGUAGAAAAAUUUAUUAGCACUUGGAACACUACUCCAAUGUUUACAAGGGCCAGCCCAGAUUCAUUGGUAGAUUUUGAGAUUUAUAUGAAUGAAGAAGUACGCAAUAAAAAAGAUUCUGCAAAGAAAUCAACUGAAAUGAUGCAAUCAGUAAUGGAAAAAAAUAAAAAUAUCUUUGAGGCUGAUGCACAUUCUACUGAGUGGAAUGAUUACAUCCACUACUUAGAUUCAAUAAUAGAAGAAGGUCUGAAAACUGUUGUGAAGUCUAGUUUACAGUAUCUGAAUGACAACACAGAUUCAUCUAAUCAAAAAUUGGCAUGUAACAAUUUAGUGCAUAAAUAUUUUUAA
Molecule: messenger RNA, 2814 nt
Organism: Parasteatoda tepidariorum (common house spider)
Lineage: Eukaryota; Metazoa; Arthropoda; Arachnida; Araneae; Theridiidae
Product: dynein beta chain, ciliary
Biological process (GO): microtubule-based movement
Cellular component (GO): axonemal dynein complex
Molecular function (GO): dynein light intermediate chain binding; dynein intermediate chain binding
Source: RefSeq, a predicted model, not a curated record